GUAUUUGGGACUUGAGAGUUUUUGCCGUUUGGUUAUGGAGUUUUCUUCCCCAAGUGUCUUGUUUCUUCCUGGGCCUUGUAAUACUUGUUUUUCACCACAAUUCUUCAAGAGCAGUCGUCGGUUCAAACCUAGAAGAGAACCGUGGUUUUUCAGGUCUAGUCGUGUUGUUCGUUUUUCUGAAACUUCCAGGAGUGCCAUCGGCGGCAAGGUCGUUGUCAACGCCGAGUCUUUAAAAGACGCCUUUCCCAAAGCAGGCAGAAGAAGCCGUGCAGUUGAAUACCACUUUGAAAAGUUAGUGGCCUAUUUCAGUGCCCAACUCGUGCAGCAGAUCUACAAAGCACAAGAGGGUCACUGUUCGUUUGAUAUGACAGGAAAUACGUUAGAAAAAGCCUCGUCCAACUUUUCGAAAGGUCUUAGCAGAGCUUCUUGUGGUGAGAAACAGACACAGAAAGAAGGAAAAACUUUCUUUCAAUCUGUGUACAACGAAGAUAAUUUUUUGACAAGUACAUUGUGCAAUCAAGAAGCACUUGUCGUAUUUCCGUCGACUCCAAGUCCUUCAAAUAGUACUAUAUAUUCUUUCCGUACCGGGGAAGUUCUAGAUGGAGAAGACUUGACCCCUGCAUUGCCUUACACUUUGAACAAGGACGAAAAGAGAGACUCUUCGAAGCAGUGGAAGUAUAUAGAACCGUUGUUAUCCUAUUUACCUUUGGAAGAUUUGUACAAAGUCGAGUUGGCACUGAGAUUGAGUGCUGAGUGGAUUCAUAACUUGGUAGGGAACAAUUCUUCGUCUUUGAUGACAAAAGCUUUAGAUAUGAUUGAGAUGCUUGCUUCGUUCAAUGUCGACAAGUACUGUCUUAUAGCUAGUAUCCUUUCCGUUUUAGAAGGGAAGGUGAAAUACCCCACUUUGGCGAGGCUUUGUUUAUUGUUUGACUAUUCAGUUUUGAAUAUUUUGCGGGAGUAUAUAUUUAUGGGAAAUAUGGCUCAUCUUAUGCUUGAUAUGCCUGAGGGUAACUCGACUUGGGUUAAAACUCAUCUCUGGGCGUCCAUCACCGAUUCUCGAGCAGUUUUGCUGCGUUUAGUAGAACGUCUCUGGUCACUUCGACAGAUUUACAAAUGGCCUCUUUAUAUACAGCAGUCGACGGCUUUGGAGACUUUACAGGUUUUUGUUCCCCUUGCAAGUGCUGCAGGAUUCGGAAGACACAUGUAUGAAAUGGGCGAUCGAAGUCUGAGAAUAUUGUUUCCUCAGUCCUAUUUGAAGUUAGAGAAGUGGCAUUUGCGUAUUCGAGACAAUGGACAACGUGUUCUUUCUUGUGCACAACGUGAACUUCUUACUUGUCUCAUGAGAGAUCCUUUUCUGGUUCGUCUUGCAGAGCAGUUUACAAUUACUGGACGUACGAAGAAUAUGGUAUCCACUUUUAUGAAAAUGCUGAAACAGAACAAGACAAAAGAGCAGAUACUUGACUUUAUCGCAAUGAGAGUCGUUAUUCGUUUGCGACCAGGAGUCCGAGUAGAACAUGGAGACGAUACAGAGUUGGCAGUUUGUACACGUGUUUAUGAAAUAGUUAGUUCGCUGUGGAAGGAAGUUGAGGGUAGAUAUAAGGACUAUGUUAUUGCACCCAAACCGAAUGGCUAUCGUUCCAUUCAUACUACUGUACAACAUCCAAGUGGCUUUCCAGUAGAAGUUCAAAUACGAACUGAAGAAAUGCAUCUGUUAGCGGAACAUGGAACUGCUUCUCAUCGUUUUUAUAAAGGCGAGAUAGAAUAGAAGUUCUAGUACGAGUCCUUGCGGCGAUCUUUUUAUUGUCUUUGUUUGGCUGCAGCAAGCAAGGUGUGAUACUUUGAUUGUAAAUAUAUAAUAUAUAAUAUAAUAUAUAUAUGUGUGUGUGUGUCUGUGUGUGGGGAAUCGCUUUGUUUUUUUGAGAAGAAGGUUUUUAGAAAGGGCUUUUUGAAUCAACCGUGAUUCUUGAAAUACCAUUUUCAUUUAUGGCAACACCAAUCAAUCUAAAAUUAUUAGAAUGAUUGGGUUUCAUUGGCAAACCAUACAUCAGAAAAUGAUAUGCAAACUAAGUGACUUGUUUUGAUAUCGGAAGAACUUGUUAAUAAAUUGAGAGAUCAACAAGAGUUCUUUCUGGAAUUUUUUUGUCUGAAAUAAGUAAGUUUCCAAGAAAACAGUGUAUCGACAA
Molecule: messenger RNA, 2183 nt
Organism: Galdieria sulphuraria
Lineage: Eukaryota; Rhodophyta; Bangiophyceae; Galdieriales; Galdieriaceae
Product: guanosine-3',5'-bis(diphosphate) 3'-pyrophosphohydrolase
Exons: 2
Coding region: 35-1765 (576 amino acids)
Biological process (GO): guanosine tetraphosphate metabolic process
Source: RefSeq, a predicted model, not a curated record